Molecule: messenger RNA, 530 nt
Organism: Cygnus atratus (black swan)
Lineage: Eukaryota; Metazoa; Chordata; Aves; Anseriformes; Anatidae
Product: translation initiation factor IF-2-like
Exons: 6
Coding region: 24-530 (168 amino acids)
Source: RefSeq, a predicted model, not a curated record
ACCAGCAGGAGCACACGGCGAGGAUGGAGCCGGCCAAGCCGCCCCCCAGCAAGAGGAUGGCUCCCGCGCCCCCCGUCCCUGCCAAAACCAAGCCGGCCCUGGGGCUGCCGAGCAAGCCCAGCGGCCCCCAGCCUGGCACCUCGGCCGAAAUGGAGCGGGACAGAGCUGGAGACCCAGACACCGAUGGCUUCAGUGCCCUGCAGGUGACCACGGCCAAGCUGAGCCACCCCACGGCCACGCGCCCCCGGGUGCCAGGCCGGCGGCCGCCCAGUAUGGCCGGGGGGGGCUUGGGGCCACCUUGCGCUGAGCUCUGCCCCCAUCUCCCCGCCACGGGGCAGGGCCCGGAGCAGCGGCUGGCCCUGGAGGACCUGAAGGCCGAGGUCCGGUCCCUGCACAUCCUCGUGGACCUGAUGCGAGGCCAGCACCUGAGGGACCUGGAGGACGUGAGGCUGGAGCUGCAGCACGAGCGGACCAAGCGCGAGGCGCUGCAGGCGGAGAUCGAGCGGGUGAGGAAGGCGCUGCCCUGCUAG